AUGGGGUAUAAAUCAUCCCGAACUGUUAUCUCAGUGUUGCAGUUACUGAUAUUUUUUACUCUAACUGAAGCCACCACGACGUUUUAUCGAGCCACUCUAUGCGAUGUCAAAACUAGAUUGGCUAACAAAUGCAUGACAUCUGUCAAUAAACCAGAAAGAAUAGUCAAUUGCUGUGUCCGCUGCAGCUCCGAUAGCAGUUGUCUUGGAGCUAGUGUGCAGCUAAACACGAGUAGUUGCUACAUCCACACCCAGUGCAGUGGUACAACUGACUGUUCCAAAGGAGACCCGGGGUUUAAAUACUACUCGAAAAGACCAGACAAGCUACCGUGUGUGUACGGAACCUGGAAUGAAGCAACAUGGAGCUGUAAGUGUUCUUACCCGAGGGUUGGGAAACUGUGCGAUCGCUUGCCUACAAACUGCACAGAAUUCGGCCAGUACUGGCCGACAACCUAUGGUGACUCGAUGAUUGCCCUAAACCCCUCGCCAAUUAAUAGAAAUGUCAUUACUGUCUGUUCCCGAACGAAAGACAGUUUAUCGACGAUUGUUCUGCGAAAUGUAGGAGAGCAGAACUUCAACAGGACAUUGUCCGACUACGUUCAAGGUUUUCUUACAAAUCCUCCGCCAUAUAAUUUAAGUUUCUGGGUAGGAAUGGAUGCCAUGCCCUCUUUGUUAGGACCAACACCAAGGAACAUGAGAAUCAGCAUUUUCUUCAACAGUGCAACCCCUAAAAGGUACGAUUAUAGGUAUUCGGGCGUUGUUUUAGGCGACAGCAGUACAAACUACAUGUUAACAUAUGAAAGCUACACAGCGUUGUCAGGAGCACCUAACGGGAACUGUCUGGAGCUGAGCAACAUGACCUCCUUCUCCACUUGGGACUCCGACAAUGACAAAGACAGCACAGAGAAUUGGGCUUCAAGAGCUGGCGCCGGCUGGUGGUUCCCGUCCUCCAACUUCACAUGCAAUCCUCUUGGAGCGUUCUACAACAAAUCAACUCCCCCAACAGACGAUGGCUACCUUCGAUUCCCCGGCAUCAGCACCGAUCUGAUUAGGAACAAUCUUGUUAGGAUUGAACUGCAUAUUGAAGAUCCAUACGCUUGA
Messenger RNA from Candidula unifasciata, 1098 nucleotides. Lineage: Eukaryota; Metazoa; Mollusca; Gastropoda; Stylommatophora; Geomitridae. The record is from the annotation of a GenBank genome assembly.